AUGCGUAGCCUUAUUGAGUGGAAGGGAGAUGAAGUUGGAGAAAGAAUGUUUCCUAAGCUUGAGAAGUUGACGAUUAGGAACUGUCCAUUGUUAAAAAGUACUCCGAAUCAAUUUGAAAUCCUCCGUGAAUUAGUAAUUGUCAGAGUUGACAGUGAAAUGCCAUUGUUGAACUUGUGCAGCAACUUGACAUCUCUCAUAGGGCUUGAAGUCUAUGAUAUGAAAGAGCUCACUUGUUUGCCAGAUGAGAUGCUACGCAACAACAUUUCUCUUCAAAACCUAAUGGUCUCAGGCUGUGGAGAGUUUCGUGAAUUGCCACAAAGCGUGUACAAUCUCCAUUCUCUUAAGCACUUAACGAUUGGUAACUGCACGAAUUUCAGUUCUUUUCCUGUUCCGAGUGAAGAGAAUUAUUUGACUUCCCUCCAAGAUCUUCGGUUAUUGGAUUGUGAUGGAUUGAGCAGUUUACCAAGUGGAAUGCUAGAGCAUUGUCGGUCUCUGGAAACUUUGAGUGUCAGCUGCUGUGACAAUUUAGUUUCAUUCCCUUUACAUGUGGGGGAAAUGCCUUCACUUUCCUAUUUGUAUAUAUCACAAUGUCCCAAAUUGAUUAGUUUACCCUCAGGGGGUAUUCACCAUCUCACUGAGUUAAGUGAACUGGAAAUUGGUCCUUUCUCAGAGAUGGUGGAUUUUGAGGCAUUCCAAUUGAUUUUUAAUGGCAUUCAGCAGCUGCUGUCCCUUCGUACAUUGUGGGUGUAUGGACAUGGUCACUGGGAUUCUCUGCCCUAUCAGUUUAUGCAACUCUCUGACUUAACAAAGAUCCAAAUAUAUGGAUUCGGAAUCGAGGCUCUUCCUCAUAGAUUUUGCAACCUUACUUCUCUUGGAACGUUAAGGCUAGUGAGGUGCAAACGGCUACAGAACCUGGACUUCUCAUAUGUCAUGCCCAAAUUACAAUAUCUGUGUGUAGAGGAAUGUCCAUUGUUAGAAGCUCUGUCGGAUGGGCUUGGCAACCUUGUUUUUUUGGAACAGUUACAUUUAGUAAACUGUGAGAAACUAGAGCAUUUGCCAUCCAGAGAUGCCAUGCAACGCCUCACCAAAUUAUGGAACCUGGGAAUUAAAGGCUGCCCAAAGUUAGAAGAAAGUUGCACCAAUCGGAGUGGUCCAAACUCCCAGUGGUCCAACAUUUCCCAUAUUCAAAAAAUUAAAGUUGGUGGAAGCACAAUUCAGGACUUGCAUUCUUGAAUGAAACAAUGGCAUGAAACUUGUCGAGAUGGUAUACUGAAGCAGACUUCUCUUAGAUGUGUUUAAGUGUCGUGAUUAGCCAGGGAAAUUACAUUAGGCAGAAACUGGAGAGGAGAUAUUAUUUACUUGUAUGACUAAGAUUUGACAGCAGAGGCCUUUCUUGCACAGUGUUCAUGCCUUUUUGUACAAAGAGUUUAUUGUUUCCAGCAAACAUUUUGAACUUACUACUUAGCUGCUGCAUCAUUGCCUAGUUCAUAUACAUCUUCUUUAAUCAGUUAAUGUAGCUGUUCUUUUCCUCUUCA
Molecule: messenger RNA, 1535 nt
Organism: Solanum tuberosum (potato)
Lineage: Eukaryota; Viridiplantae; Streptophyta; Magnoliopsida; Solanales; Solanaceae
Product: putative disease resistance protein RGA4
Exons: 2
Coding region: 1-1233 (410 amino acids)
Source: RefSeq, a predicted model, not a curated record